CUCUUCUGUUGAAAUCACAGAUUCAGUGGUUGUGACCCCCGUUGUGACCUCCCCUAAUAUAAUGUCAGAUUCAGUAAUUGUGACCUCCCCUAAUAUAAUAUCAGAUUCAGAGGUUGAGACCUUUUCUGUUGUAAUCUCAGACUCGCUGGUGGUCACCUCCUCUCGUGUAAUCACAGAAGCAGUGGUCGUGACGUCCCUUUUUGUAAUCUCAGACUCGCUGGCUGUCGUCUCCUCUCGUGUAAUCACAAAGUCAGGGGUCGUGGCGUCCACUUUUGUAAUCUCAGACUCGUUGGUUGUCGCCUCCUCUCGUGUAAUCACAAAGUCAGGGGUCGUGGCGUCCACUUUUGUAAUCUCAGACUCACUGGUUGUCGCCUCCUCUCGUGUAAUCACAAAGGCAGGGGUCGUGGCGCCCCUUUUUGUAAUCUCAGACUCGUUGGUUGUCGCCUCCUCUCGUGUAAUCACAAAGUCAGGGGUCGUGGCGUCCACUUUUGUAAUCUCGGACUCACUGGUUGUCGCCUCCUCUAGUGUAAUCACAAAGGCAGGGGUCGUGACGUCCCUUUUUGUAAUCUCAGACUCGCUGGCUGUCGUCUCCUCUCGUGUAAUCACAAAGUCAGGGGUCGUGGCGUCCACUUUUGUAAUCUCAGACUCACUGGUUGUCGCCUCCUCUCGUGUAAUCACAAAGGCAGGGGUCGUGACGUCCACUUUUGUAAUCUCAGACUCACUGGUUGUCGCCUCCUCUCGUGUAAUCACAAAGUCAGGGGUCGUGGCGUCCACUUUUGUAAUCUCAGACUCACUGGUUGUCGCCUUCUCUCGUGUAAUCACAAAGGCAGGGGUCGUGGCGUCCACUUUUGUAAUCUCAGACUCGCUGGUUCCCACCUUCUCUGCUAAAAUAACAGAUGAGAUUGAGUGUAUUUAUAAGAAUAGUGGAAAAUAGUGAAUAUUACUUUUAGUAUAUAUUGUCUGAGCUUUCUAAUGAGCAGUAUUAUACACAAUUUGAGA
Molecule: messenger RNA, 999 nt
Organism: Owenia fusiformis
Lineage: Eukaryota; Metazoa; Annelida; Polychaeta; Sabellida; Oweniidae
Source: the annotation of a GenBank genome assembly